CCCUCUUUCAGCUGACCUGAACAAUGUCAGGUUCUCAGCUUAUAGGACUGCCAUGAAGCUCCGAAGACUACAGAAGGCUCUUUGCUUGGAUCUCUUGAGCCUGUCAGCUGCAUGUGAUGCCUUGGACCAGCACAAUCUCAAGCAAAAUGACCAGCCCAUGGAUAUCCUGCAGAUCAUUAAUUGUUUGACCACCAUUUAUGAUCGCUUGGAGCAAGAGCACAACAAUUUGGUCAAUGUCCCUCUCUGCGUGGAUAUGUGUCUCAACUGGCUGCUGAAUGUUUAUGAUACGGGACGAACAGGGAGGAUCCGUGUCCUGUCUUUCAAAACCGGCAUCAUUUCUCUGUGUAAAGCACAUUUGGAAGACAAAUACAGAUAUCUUUUCAAGCAAGUGGCAAGUUCAACAGGAUUUUGUGACCAGCGUAGGCUGGGCCUCCUUCUGCAUGAUUCUAUCCAAAUCCCAAGACAGUUGGGUGAAGUUGCAUCUUUUGGAGGCAGUAACAUUGAGCCAAGUGUCAGGAGCUGCUUCCAAUUUGCCAAUAAUAAGCCAGAGAUUGAAGCGGCCCUCUUCCUAGACUGGAUGCGAUUGGAACCCCAGUCCAUGGUGUGGCUUCCUGUCUUGCACAGAGUGGCUGCUGCAGAAACUGCCAAGCAUCAGGCCAAGUGUAACAUCUGCAAGGAAUGUCCAAUCAUUGGAUUCAGGUAUAGGAGCCUAAAACACUUUAAUUAUGACAUCUGCCAAAGCUGCUUUUUUUCUGGUCGAGUUGCAAAAGGCCAUAAAAUGCACUAUCCCAUGGUGGAAUAUUGCACUCCGACUACAUCAGGAGAAGAUGUCCGUGACUUUGCCAAGGUACUAAAAAACAAAUUUCGAACCAAAAGGUAUUUUGCGAAGCAUCCCCGAAUGGGCUACCUGCCAGUGCAGACUGUCUUAGAAGGGGACAACAUGGAAACUCCCGUUACUCUGAUCAACUUCUGGCCAGUAGAUUCUGCGCCUGCCUCGUCCCCUCAGCUUUCACACGAUGAUACUCAUUCACGUAUUGAACAUUAUGCUAGCAGGCAGCAGAAAUGGAAAACAGCAAUGGAUCUUAUCUAAAUGAUAGCAUCUCUCCUAAUGAGAGCAUAGAUGAUGAACAUUUGUUAAUCCAGCAUUACUGCCAAAGUUUUGAACCAGGACUCCCCCUGAGCCAGCCUCGUAGUCCUGCCAGAUCUUGAUUUCCUUAGAGAGUGAGGAAAGAGGGGAGCUAGAGAGAAUCCUAGCAGAUCUUGAGGAAGAAAACAGGUGAGUUUUCUUUCUAGCUUUGU
Molecule: messenger RNA, 1299 nt
Organism: Castor canadensis (American beaver)
Lineage: Eukaryota; Metazoa; Chordata; Mammalia; Rodentia; Castoridae
Source: RefSeq, a predicted model, not a curated record